Molecule: messenger RNA, 413 nt
Organism: Cyanistes caeruleus (blue tit)
Lineage: Eukaryota; Metazoa; Chordata; Aves; Passeriformes; Paridae
Source: RefSeq, a predicted model, not a curated record
CUCCGAGCCCCGCGGGUUUCUCCCACUUUUUCCCGUUCCCACCGGGAUUUAUCCCGUUUUUUCCCGUUCCCACGGGUUUUUCUCCCGUUUUUUCCCGUUCCCACGGGUUUUUUCCCGUUUUUUCCCGUUCCCACGGUUUUUUCCCGUUCUUUCCCGUUCUCACGCUGUUUCUCCCCGUUUUGCAGCUGUACCGCUUCCUGGCCCGCCGCACCAACGCCCCGUUCAACCGCGUGGUGCUGAAGCGCCUUUUCAUGAGCCGCUCCAACCGCCCGCCGCUCGCUCUGUCCCGCCUGAUCCGGAUGAUGCGGAAGCCGGGCCGGGAGGACAAAACAGCCGUGGUGGUGGGGACGGUGACCGACGAUGUCCGCAUCCAGAACGUGCCCAAACUCAAGGUUUGGGGGGAAAUCGGGAAU